UUGCAGAUUGCGAAGGAGGUAGCCUCUGCUUCAUUCUUUCCUUUCGAGAAACGUGCAAAAUGGCGGAGUACGAUCUUACGUCGAAGGUUGGGCAAUAUUUGGACAGACAUUUAGUAUUUCCGCUGAUAGAGUUUCUUUCUGGAAAAAAGAUCUAUGAUGAAGAUGAGCUACUUCAAGGAAAAAUUGAUCUUUUACAAGAUACAAAUAUGGUUGACUUUGCCAUGGAUGAGUACAAAAGACUACAUGAAGUAGAAGAGGUUCCUGAAGCAAUGGUUAAGAAACGUGAAGUUGUUGUUCAGAACUUGAAAGAAUUGAUCGUGAAGAUUGAAUUAGUCACGGCUGCACUGGAAAGUGAUGAUUUUAAAAACUUUACUCAAACAACAAGAGAUGGAAGAGCACUGUUUGAAUAUCUGAAAACCAACUUUAAUAUCACACGAGAAAUGGUAGAGGAUUUGUACAACUAUGCCAAGAUUCAAUACGAAUGUGGCAACUAUGAGGAGGCAACGGAAUAUCUCUAUAUUUACAAAGUCUUGGAUGAGAAAAACAGCUUAAGUGCAAUGUGGGGUCGACUUGCGUCAGAAAUCCUGCUUCAGCACUGGGACCCAGCCAUGGAAGAGUUUUCCAGACUGAAAGAAGUUAUCGACGGUGAUUCGUUUUCUUCUCCGCUGAAGCUGUUGCAGCAGCGCACAUGGCUGAUACACUGGAGCCUGUUUAUCUUCUUCAACCACCCAAAAGGCCGAGAUAAACUUAUCGAAAUGUUCCUUUACCAACCACAAUACCUCAAUGCUCUGCAAACCACUUGUCCACAUAUUUUACGUUAUUUGACCACGGCUGUUAUUACAAGCAAAAACAGACGACAGCUGUUGAAGGACCUCGUGAAAGUCAUCCAGCAAGAGUCGUACACAUACCGGGAUCCCAUCACAGAGUUCAUCGAAUGCUUGUAUGUCAACUUCGAUUUUGACGGUGCACAGAAAAAACUUCGAGAAUGCGAACAGGUUCUUGUAAAUGAUUUCUUCUUGAUCGCAUGUCGUGAUGAUUUCAUUGAAAAUGCCCGUCUCUUCAUCUUUGAGACAUUUUGCCGUAUUCAUCAGUGUAUCAGUAUUAGUAUGCUUGCAGAGAAGCUUAACAUGACACCAGAAGACGCCGAAAAAUGGAUUGUAAAUUUGAUUCGAAAUGCUACGCUUGAUGCUAAAAUCGAUUCAAAAGAGGGCCAUGUUGUCAUGGGUACCCAAGCAGCCUCGGUCCAACAACAAGUUAUAGAGAAAACAAAGUCGACAGUUCAAAAGACACAGCAUCUGAUGCUGAAUAUGGCAAAGAGGCUUGCGCCACCCGCCCACCAAGUCCAAGAACCGUUUGCGAUGGUAUGGAGUACGGACAUGUGAAGAGCAUCAUAACUCGGUUGAAUAGACGAAAUGUACUAUUUAUUUUCGAAGUGUUCAUCAAAUCUCUUUAA
Rhopilema esculentum is the source of this 1453-nucleotide messenger RNA. Lineage: Eukaryota; Metazoa; Cnidaria; Scyphozoa; Rhizostomeae; Rhizostomatidae. The record is from RefSeq and is a predicted model, not a curated record.